This is a messenger RNA of Babjeviella inositovora NRRL Y-12698, 821 nucleotides long. It is a transcript of the gene RHB1, whose product is annotated as putative GTPase. The transcript has a single exon. The coding region runs from base 1 to 555 and encodes 184 amino acids. The record is from RefSeq and is a predicted model, not a curated record. Gene Ontology annotation, biological process: small GTPase-mediated signal transduction. Lineage: Eukaryota; Fungi; Ascomycota; Pichiomycetes; Serinales. Gene Ontology annotation, molecular function: GTPase activity; GTP binding; GDP binding. Gene Ontology annotation, cellular component: plasma membrane.
AUGAGCCCAAGAGCACGAAAGAUAUGUAUCGUUGGCGGAAGGUCCGUGGGGAAAUCGUCGCUCACGGUGCAGUACUGCGAGGAGCACUUUGUGGAGUCAUACUAUCCAACCAUUGAAAACCAGUUCUCCAAGUCCAUCCGGUUCAAGGGCCAGGACUUUGAGAUCGAGAUUUUGGACACUGCUGGCCAGGAUGAGUUCUCCAUCAUGAACCAGAAGCACCUCAUCGGCGUGCACGGCUACGUGCUCGUGUACUCCAUCACAUCCCGCUCAUCCUUCGAGAUGAUUCGCGUGAUAAGCGACAAGAUUUUAAACAGCACAGGUACCGAUAGCGUCCCCAUGGUGUUGGUUGGGAAUAAGUCUGACUUGGCCGGCUCCCAGAGACACGUGGAGGAGCUGGAGGGCCGUGCGUUGGCCCACGAGAUGGGCUGUGGUUUUGUAGAGACCAGUGCUCGCAAUAACGAAAAUGUGGCCAAGUGCUUCGAGGUGUUGAUCCAGGAGGUGGAGAAGACGAAUAACCCCGCCUCCAACGACCAGGAGAAGUGUGUGGUGAUGUAAAGUGGCUAUAGAGGAUUGGUUUGUGUGAUAUGGCUUUUUGUUUUUGUUCCUUUUAGAUUUGAUGGAUACUCUUUACUCGUGUGUAUGUGCGGUACUAGCUGGUCGGGAAUAGUGGAGGUAUAGCUCGUAGGCUGAGAGUGUGGGGUUUGGGUUACUCUGAUGGUGAGUAUGGUUCUGCUUGGUACUUUCAUUUAUCGGAUGGUUUCGUGGUCUAGUUGGUUAUGGCACCUGCUUAACACGCAGUACGUCCCCAGUUCGAUCCUGGG